Molecule: messenger RNA, 2014 nt
Organism: Micromonas pusilla CCMP1545
Lineage: Eukaryota; Viridiplantae; Chlorophyta; Mamiellophyceae; Mamiellales; Mamiellaceae
Product: heat shock transcription factor
Exons: 2
Coding region: 35-1555 (506 amino acids)
Biological process (GO): regulation of DNA-templated transcription
Molecular function (GO): DNA-binding transcription factor activity; sequence-specific DNA binding
Source: RefSeq, a predicted model, not a curated record
CGCGCGCCCUUCCCUGGACGCUCCCACGAGAACCAUGUCGGCCGCGACCGCGGCCGGUUCUAAAGGCUUCAGCGCGCAGCCCGGGAGCGCGACCGGCGCGACGACGCCGUUCGCGACGGUGAACGUCUCGCCGUUCUUGUGGAAGACGUGGAACCUCGUCUCCGACGCGUCGAGCGACCACAUCAUCUCGUGGAGCGCGAACGGGCGGACGUUCACGGUCUGGCAGCCGGACCUCCUCGAGACGGAGCAUCUUCCGAACACGUUCAAGCACAGCAACUUCGCGUCGUUCGUGAGGCAGCUGAACAACUACGGGUUCAGGAAAUGCCACAGCGACCGGUUCGAGUUUGGCGUGGAGGGGUUCGAGCAAGGGAAGCCGGAGCUCUUGACGUCGCUUCGGAGGCACGACGCGCCGAGAAACAAAAAGGGAGGAGACGCUAAGGGAGGAGGUGGGAAAGCGGCGGCGGGGUCGGCGUCGGCGGCGAACGCGCGCGGCGGCGGCGGCGCCAAGAAGAAGAACUUGAUGGAGGGCACGCCCGACCACGGCGCGCAGUCGCUCGAGAUCGGCGCGUACGGCGGGAUCACGAGCGAGGUGGAGCAGCUCAAGCGCGACCGCCUUUUGCUUCUGAAGGAAGUCAUGCGUCUUCGCGACGUGCAAAAUAACACCACGGAGGAGGUGCGACGACUGAGCGCGCGUCUGCAGGCGACGGAGCAGUUCCAGUCGCAGAUGAUGUCGUUCGUCGAGGCGGUGCAGCAGCAGGGCGGCGGCGCGAACGGGCUCGCCGGGUCGUUUGGGAACGCGGACGAGAUGAUCGCGCGCUUCGGCGGGUCGUUGGGGCCGCGGAAGGCGGCGAGGAAGCGCCGGCAGAUGUUUUUGCCGUCGUCGUCGUCGGGCGGCGGCGGCGGCGGAUCAGGCGGCGGCGGCGGCGGCGGCGUCGCGGGCGCGGGCGUCGACGCCACGAGAAGCGCCAUCCAGGAAGUCCAGGACGAGAUCGACGAGAUCGACGACGCGCUGAUGACCGCGCAGGCGUACGGCCCCUUAUCCCCGAACCCUCACGCGGCGAUUCAGCUCCCGGAGAACGAAGGCGCGUGGCUCGACAUGCUCGGCGGCGGCGACGACGACGACGCGCUCGUGGACGGAGUCGACCUCACCCCCGCGUCGCCCCCUCGCGUGCACGUCGGCGGGCAGCGCGUCAGACAGUCGCCGUUGAUCACGUCGAUGAGCGACGUCGACCUCGCGCUCGCGGCGGCGGCGUCGGGCGGGAGCGGCGGGAACAGCCCGGGGGAGACCGCCGUCGACGACGCCGACGCGGCGGAUCAGGCGGCGGCGCGUCGGGGGGAACGACAACGGGACCCACAUCCGCAGCCGGACGCGUUCGUCGCGAACAUUCUCAACCGGGGACCGAGCCUGGAGAAGCAGCUGUCGUUGGGGUUCUUGGACCACAUGGACAGCGCGGACAUCGGCGAGAUGGUUCGCGACAUGAACAUCGGCGUCGGGAGCGGCGGGUCGGACGAGUUCACGCGGCGCGUGGACGCGCUGUCAGACGUCAUCAAGUGACAGUCGGACGGACGGAGGGACGCUCGCUCGGACGACGAGAGAAGGAUGGUUCCAGAAAAAAAAAAGCAAACGAAACGCCAAUCAACACACUUAGUAGCCCUCGAGGGCGACACGUCCACGACGAUCAAGAAGCUGUACAGUGCGCCUCAUGGAAGGACGGACGACACCACACCGAGCUCGCCGACGAGGCUCCGGGGCUGGACGACGAGUCUAUAUAUCGCCUCCCCGCGAGCGCGCGUCGACGACCGAACCGAAAACGAUGACGAACGGAUUGACUGAUGAACGACACACACACUGAACGAUUACCGUCGCCGUGCUGCGACCGUUGACGAGUAGCACCGAUAGACGAAAAAGACGCGCGUCGUCGCGAUUCGAAACGAAACGGCGAGAUGAGCAUAGCGAGUAGCCGUCACCUUUCUGCUUAUCGUUUUGAAAUAAAAAACGCGAGCGACGCGAGUC